Messenger RNA from Xenopus tropicalis (tropical clawed frog), 1252 nucleotides. It is a transcript of the gene ak2, whose product is annotated as adenylate kinase 2. Gene Ontology annotation, cellular component: mitochondrial intermembrane space. Gene Ontology annotation, molecular function: ATP binding; nucleobase-containing compound kinase activity; AMP kinase activity. The record is from RefSeq and is marked provisional. Gene Ontology annotation, biological process: AMP metabolic process; ADP biosynthetic process; ATP metabolic process. NCBI's taxonomy places the organism in Eukaryota, Metazoa, Chordata, Amphibia, Anura, Pipidae.
GACCUGCUGUGGUGCUGAGGGUUCUGUAACUAGUUAUGGCUCCUAGGGAAGCUGCGCCCGCAGAGCGGGGAUCGGUGAUGGAAGGGAUUCGUGCCAUCUUGCUAGGGCCACCGGGGGCCGGGAAGGGGACCCAGGCUCCAAAGCUUGCAGAGAAGUACUGUGUGUGUCACCUCGCCACAGGGGAUAUGUUAAGGGCAAUGGUGGCUUCAGGGUCAGAACUGGGCAUGCGUUUAAAGGCCACAAUGGAUGCAGGCAAACUGGUCAGUGAUGAGAUGGUGGUGGAGCUAAUUGAGAAGAAUCUGGACACACCCCCCUGUAAGAAAGGAUUUCUUUUGGAUGGAUUUCCCCGCACUGUGAAACAAGCAGAAAUGCUGGAUGAGCUUCUGGAAAAGCGUCAAGAGAAGUUGGAUUCUGUGAUAGAAUUCAAAGUGGAUGAUUCUCUGCUUGUGCGCAGGAUAUGUGGCAGGCUUAUACAUGCAUCAAGUGGACGUUCCUACCAUGAGGAAUUUAAUCCUCCCAAGGAAGCAAUGAAAGAUGAUGUGACUGGAGAGCCUCUAAUGCGGCGUUCUGAUGACAAUGAAACAACACUGAAGUCUCGGCUAGAAGCAUAUCACACAAUGACCUCUCCAUUGGUGGAGUAUUAUCAGCGUCACGGCAUUCACACAGCAGUUGAUGCAGCUCAGUCUCCAGAUGUUGUGUUUGCCAGUAUACUGGCAGCAUUCUCCAAAGCACGCUCACAUUGAGUCCCAGCCCUCCCAGAAACACUGCUCCCGAUGGCCCCAAGAGUCGCAUAAAGAUGUAUGUUUGAAUAGUGUCAAUUUCAGUACUCGGAAUUGCUGGUGUAGACUAAGGACCCUUUCUGCUGGUGCUACUGUCCCCCGUACAUUGAGCCCAACACAACUAAUAAUUGUUUUUCAGUCAUUUUAACCUUUUUAUGAACUUGCACAUACAUGUAUGGCACUCUUUUAAGAAAAGGAGAUUACAUGGAAAUCUGGACAUAUUAAAUUUGCUCAGGUUAAGGAUGGCAUCUUAUUGUUACAGUCUCUUUAGCUUUUAAAGGAUGUGCAUCUAACUGUUCUUUGGUAAUGGAAAACCCCUAUAUAUCUGAACAACUACAAGUAAGAGAUUUAAGUGACUGCUAUGUUCAUCAUAUAUGUAAUAAUGAUUGAGUUUGGUGCUGGAUUCAUUUACCCUUUAGCACCCAAGACUGUGCCUUAUGUAUUCACCCAAGCAAUAAAGGGUUUGUGUUGGA